GGGGACCUGAAAAAGUGGUCCUCUCAGUACAUCUCAUGGUUUGGGCAGAUGAACGCCAUAAAGAUGAACGUUAUGCCAAGAAUCUUAUACCUGUUCCAGACGUUGCCUACGAAUAUCCCGCGGUUAUUUUUUCAAUCCGUAACAACCACCAUACGGAAAUUUGUAUGGAACAGGGGACCG
Molecule: messenger RNA, 180 nt
Organism: Pelobates cultripes (western spadefoot toad)
Lineage: Eukaryota; Metazoa; Chordata; Amphibia; Anura; Pelobatidae
Source: the annotation of a GenBank genome assembly